Messenger RNA from Argentina anserina (silverweed cinquefoil), 1039 nucleotides. RefSeq names its product COP9 signalosome complex subunit 2-like. Bases 70 to 702 code for a protein of 210 amino acids. The transcript is spliced from 6 exons. NCBI's taxonomy places the organism in Eukaryota, Viridiplantae, Streptophyta, Magnoliopsida, Rosales, Rosaceae. Gene Ontology annotation, cellular component: COP9 signalosome. The record is from RefSeq and is a predicted model, not a curated record. Gene Ontology annotation, biological process: protein deneddylation.
UGUAAUCAAUUGCAGCAAUUAUACCAAAAAGCUCUUGCAAUCAAGUCAGCAAUUCCUCAUCCUAGGAUCAUGGGAAUUAUUCGUGAGUGUGGCGGUAAGAUGCAUAUGGCUGAGCGUCAAUGGGCAGAAGCUGCAACAGACUUUUUUGAAGCUUUUAAGAACUAUGAUGAAGCUGGGAACCAGAGGCGUAUUCAGUGCUUGAAGUAUUUAGUUCUGGCUAAUAUGCUGAUGGAGUCUGAGGUUAAUCCAUUUGAUGGUCAAGAAGCAAAGCCGUAUAAAAAUGAUCCUGAGAUCUUGGCAAUGACAAAUCUGAUAGCAGCAUAUCAACGAAAUGAGAUCUUGGAGUUUGAGAAAAUUCUCAAGAGUAAUAGGAGGACAAUUAUGGAUGAUCCAUUCAUUCGAAACUAUAUUGAAGAUUUGUUGAAGAAUGUUAGAACUCAAGUUCUGCUUAAACUAAUCAAGCCGUAUACGCGAAUCCGAAUUCCCUUCAUAUCCAAGGAACUCAAUGUCCCUGAGAAAGAUGUUGAGCAGCUAUUGGUUUCACUAAUAUUGGAUAACCGAAUUGAUGGACAUAUUGAUCAAGUGAACCGGCUCUUAGAGCGUGGCGACAGGUCAAAGGGAAUGAAGAAGUAUGCUGCCGUAGAUAAAUGGAACACGCAGCUGAGGUCUCUUUACCAAACAAUAGGUAACCGAGUAUAUUGAGAAUGAUUAGAUACAUUUUGCUCAUGACCUCAGUCUGUGUGGUGCCAUUUUCGUUUGUUGUAAUGUCAUGGGUCAGUUGAGUUUCAACUUCAUUACCUGUUUGAGGUCAACAUGUUUGGUGAUCUGUGAAUACAUGUGAUUAUGAGCCUUUUAGUAUAGAUGCUUAGUAUUGUGGAGCGUAACUAAACCGCUUUAUGACAAUACAGAGAACUUAGUUCUAUGUUGGACCUAGAUGAAAUUCUUGUGUGGUAUUAGAGGAUGUUUAUUGUUGAAUUUUCUUUUUCAGUGGAUCCAUAGUUUUUUUUUCUUCUCUAAAUUCUGAUUCUAAUUCAAUCAG